AUGGCGACUCUACAAUGUUUUAUUUUGUCCUUAUUUAAGAUUUUGUUUUAUUGGUCUAUCUUAUUAAUGUUAUUUUCAAGUUCUUCAAAUGAAAGUCUGGCUUCAGAAACUCAAUUUCAAACCUUUGAUAUUACUUCUCAGCUCUCGGCUACAAUGUGCAAUCCAUCUAUCCAUCCUGGUUUGAAGAAUAGAAAAUCAUCGGCAGUACUGGAACUGAUCCACAGGCACGGUUCAUGUGCUGCCACGAAUCAAACAAAACCGAAAUCCCGACCCAGUACAGCCGACAUCCUCCGCAACGACAAACUAAGGGCAGAGUCCAUCUUCAAUGGUGGCCACAUUCCGGUCAGCUCCGGCGAUUCCUUUCAAAAUAGCGGCGAAUAUAUCGUCACCGUGGGCCUCGGCACGCCAGAAACAAAGCUCUCCCUCCUUUUCGACACCGGCAGCGACCUGACGUGGACUCAAUGCAAACCACACCUUCUGGGCUACCAUAAUCAGAAAGGCCCAAUGUUCGAUCUCCGCAACUCCACUUCCUACUCCUUCAUCCCCUGCAAUUCCAGUGAAUGCUCUCUCCUUGCUGCCGAAACCGAGUUUGGUCCCAACUGCUCUGAAGCCAACCAAUGCACCUACUUCGUCACAUACGCUGAUGGAUCCGUAACCCUAGGCUACUUCAGCAAGGACACACUUACAAUUACACUCAACGUGGUAGUCCCAGGUUUCAUGUUUGGCUGUAGCCAAUAUACUCAGGGCAUUUUCGGACUUGAAUCUGGAAUUCUGGGCCUGGGCAGAUCCAACAUUUCCAUAGUUUCCCAAACUGCUAGUAGAUUUCAGGAAUGUUUCUCCUACUGCAUCCCUUCCCGCCCAUCCUCCAUAGGCUUCCUUGCAUUCGGAAAAGAUUACGAUAACACCACCAAAUUCACCCCUUUGAUUUUCAAACCAGAAUUGCCAAAUUUCUACGUCAUCCACAUAAUCGGCAUAGCCGUGGAAGGGCGCAAAUUACGCAUCAGUCCAAAGGCUUUUGAGAGGUCGGGCGAUGCCGUUAUAGACUCGGGGACGACCAUCACCAGUCUCCCGUCGAAGUUAUACAAAUCGUUGAGCAGAGAAUUCAAGCGGGUCAUGCAUACUAAAUACAAAUAUCAGAUUGCACAGCCAUCUUCUGAUGGCUUCUUAGACACUUGUUUUGUUCCCAAGGAAGAAAAUGUUGUCCCAUCUGUUUCAUUCACAUUUCAGAAUAACGUGAAACUCGAUUUGGAUGCUUCUGGAAUCGGAACACUUUGGGUUUUCAACAAAUCACUAAUGUGCUUUGCUUUCGCCGGCACUGACAGUACUGUGGGUCUUUUCGGCAACACUCAGCAGAAGACAUUCGAGCUCGUGUACGAUGUUGCCGGCAAUAAAUUAGGAAUCCGCCCAGGCAUGUGUAAUUGA
Striga asiatica is the source of this 1422-nucleotide messenger RNA. Lineage: Eukaryota; Viridiplantae; Streptophyta; Magnoliopsida; Lamiales; Orobanchaceae. The record is from the annotation of a GenBank genome assembly.